AUGGCCAAGUUGGUAAGGCACCUCACUAGUAAUGAGGAGAUCGUCAGUUCGAAUCUGGCUGAAGGCAUCAUUUUUUGCUAUAUUUUUGCUGUGAAGAUUGCGCGCGCUUUUCCUGGUUGCUCGUUGGCCUAUUUCGCGGUCAGGACCAAUUGA
This is a messenger RNA of Debaryomyces tyrocola, 153 nucleotides long. The record is from the annotation of a GenBank genome assembly. NCBI's taxonomy places the organism in Eukaryota, Fungi, Ascomycota, Pichiomycetes, Serinales, Debaryomycetaceae.